Molecule: messenger RNA, 2240 nt
Organism: Oryza sativa Japonica Group (Japanese rice)
Lineage: Eukaryota; Viridiplantae; Streptophyta; Magnoliopsida; Poales; Poaceae
Product: F-box/LRR-repeat protein 17
Cellular component (GO): cytoplasm
Molecular function (GO): protein binding
Source: RefSeq, a predicted model, not a curated record
CUGCCUCUUCUCCCCCUCUAUUUCCCUCCCCCUCCCAAAUCCAAACCCUACCCAUUCCCCACCUCGACCUCUCAGAUCUCCGCCUCCGCAAGCUCGCUUGCUCCCCAUGGCCUCCUCCUCCGACGCUUCCUCCGCCCUCGCCGCCGCCGCCGCGGUGGGGAAGAAGCGUGGCAGCUACAACUGCGGCAGGUGCGGGCUCCCCAAGAAGGGGCACGUCUGCGCCGUCGCCGGGGAGGAGCAGAAGCCGCCGAGGAGGGCGCUGCACUUCGACGAGGCGGCCCCGCCGCCGCCGCCGGAGAAGAAGGUGAAGGUGGAGGUGGUGGAGGUGGACUCCUCCUCGUCGGAGGAGGAGGAGAGGGAGGCGCGGGGGUGGGUCGAGGUGGGCGGCGGGCGGCGGGUGCCGGGGGAGGUGGUGGUGGAGGUGAUGCGGAGGCUGCCGCCGAGGGGCGUGGCGGCGUCCGCCGCCGUCUGCCGCGGGUGGCGCGGGUGCGCGCGCCGCGUGUGGCGCGCCGCCGACGAGCUCCGCCUCCGCGCCGCCGGUGUCCGCCCCGUCGGCGCCCUCCUCCCCCGCUGCCCCGCGCUCUCCAGGCUCGUGCUCCGCAUGGAAAGUGAUAUUGAUGCUACUAUGCUCGCAUGCGUUGCAUUUUCUUGCCCUAAUUUGCAAUAUCUGGAGAUCAGCAUGGUCGGAAGCGCAGCCAACCGAAUGACAGGGGAUGAGCUAACUAGGUUUGUCUCAGAGAAGCGAUCUCUCUCGGUUCUCAAAUUAGAUGGUUGCAGUAAUCUCAAUUUUCUUAAUAUAAGCUCUUCAAGCCUUUCAACGCUUUGGCUAUCAGAUCUUUCUUCCCUUUCGAAAUCGGUCAUAAACUGUCCUAAUUUGAAUGAACUCUCACUGGGAUUUACCCAACAAAAUAAUGAUUCUACGGAUCUGAUUAGUCUGAUGGAUAGUCUGGGUCGUACCUGCUCAAAUUUGAGAAACCUGCACAUAUCCUCAAUUCAUUUAUGCAAUGAAGCUGUGUUUUCUCUAGAGAGUGCUAAUCUCAGGGGCCUAUGCAUGCUAUCCUUGAUUCUUGGUUCAAAAAUAACAGAUGCAGCUGUUGCAUCUAUUGUUCGCUCUUACGCAAGCUUGGAUUUGCUUGAUUUAAGCGGAUCUAGCAUUACUGAUAAUGGGCUUGGGAUGAUCUGCAAGGCAUUCCCUCAUACUCUAACCAGGCUUCUCCUUGCCCUUUGCCCAAAUAUCACCUCAUGUGGGGUGCAGGUGGCUACUUCACAGUUGCCACUUCUUCAGCUCAUGGACUGUGGCAAGAGCUUAUGUGCUAAUUCGCAGCCUGAAGCAGAGAGAUCAUAUUUUGGUGAAAUUUAUGGAGGGAUUAAGUUUUGUUCAAAAUUACCUAUCCAGAGAAAGCAGCAGCCUAAUUACCAAAAGCUGAUAAUAAAACAUGCUAACCUGAAGAAACUCAGCCUUUGGGGCUGUUCAGCUCUGGAUGCCCUGUAUGUAAAUUGUCCAGAGCUGAGUGAUCUCAAUCUCAACUGUUGCACAAAUCUUCAUCCAGAACGGUUGCUUCUUCAGUGCCCAAGCUUGAAGGAUGUACAUGCCUCUGGGUGCCGUGACAUGCUGAUUGGAGCAAUCAGAAACCAGGUUCUGAAUGAGUUUGCUUCAGCAGAGCCUCGGGUUCCUUGCAAGCGGCUAGCGGAUGGUUCAAAACGUGUACAAGUCCCACACUUCAUGCUCGAACAGCAAUUCGAGGAGGAGAAAUGGGGCAGCGGGUCGAAGCGGAGCCAGUGCACCGUUCACCUGAGCUAAACGAUGGAGUAGCCUAACCAUUGCAGCCACCAGGAUUGAGGAACAAGAUAGCUGAAGUUUAGUCAGCUUGUAAGGCUACUUGACAACUUGACAUUUCUUCAGAUGAAGCUAGUUGAGGUGAGGCCGUCUCAUCGUCAGAAUGGAGCUUUUUCUACCCUCCAAUUUAAGUGCACUGCAACUGGAAUUGGAUCAAACCAAUUUGUCAAAUGUGUCAUGUGUGAAUUUGUGUAGCUUGUUAUUCUGUACUCUGUAUCAUUCAAUUCCCUGUACUUGGAAAGCCUUUCCCUUGUGUACUUCUGAAGAACAAUAAGAAACCAGCUUUGUACUCUGACAAUAUUCAUUUUAGACGAUAACUGUAUCUCAUAAUGCGUUAUGUGUUCUAUUCAUGAUGCUGAAACAAUUAUUUUUCUUUUUUUAAUGGAAGGCUGAUUAUGUCUAA